UAUAAAAAGAAGUCAUUCUUUUUAACACACAUUAAUAACAAAAUAGGUCCAUAUAAAUUAAAACAGUGGUAUAUAAUAUAUAACCCAUAAGGCUAAUCCCUGUAACACCAUCUCCCAAAGCAUCAUUUUGGGCGCCAAAAGUCGCAAGUCGCAAAAUCCUCUCUUCUAGGGUGACAUUUUUGUGUCUACUCAGUUGUGAUGGGUUCAAAGAGAAAAUCAAAGAGCUGCAACCAUUUUCAAAGCUGUGAUGAUUCUUGCAUUUUCCAGCAUCUUAUCUCGGUCCUUCAACUUCCACAGGGUGUGAACUUACCUGUCUUGAAAAGUUUGUAUGGUCUGCUUAUCCAUUUCUCCUUGAACUCACUACAAAAUCCAACAUACAAACUUGAUUUUGAUGAUUUGGAUAUGGAAAUUGAUCACAAUGGGUUUAAGGCAUCAUCAAAAGAUAUAGAGACCCUCUCUGGGAUUUUAUUUGAAGAAAUGUUUGAGAGGUUUGACCAUUUAUUCUCUGCUCCCCAUGAUACUUCUGUGAACAAUCAGAGACAAGGUAUUUUGCAGCAGAAUAUGUCCAAAGAUGCUGAAACGUUUUAUUUGCUGCUGAGGUGUUGUAUGGUCACCUUAACCUUGCUUGUGUCCCAACACAAUUUUCUUUUAGAAAAAGGGAAGGUCCUUUUGAUGUUGCUCCGGAAGUUAUGUUCAAUAAACACAUUUGGGGCAGGAAGUAGGAAGGAAAUUACUUUUCAAAAAUCAGUUUCACGUGCAUGCACAUCUGAGGAUAAUGAUUGCAGAACGACUUCCACAGAGGACAUUGUUGCAUCACUCCAAAUCAUUGAGCCAUCUGAUGUUCACACUUCUUUCUUGUGUGGGACAUUUGAGGUUUUUGUGGAUGAGCUUCUGGUGCAUGGACAGUUGAGACAGUACUUUAAGCUUAUUGAUUCUCUAGCUUCUUCUGCUGAAAUUAUAUUCACACCUCAGUCCGGUCAGGGAGAUAUAGGAAUAGUACUGGAAGUUUUGUCUAGGUACUUCUUAAUAUCGUGGUCUGAUGAGCAUAGGUCUGGAGAUCAUCUUAACAGAUUAUUAUUGGUAAACAAUGAAUAUUUCAAAUCUUCAUUAAAAGCUCAUGAAUUGAGUCUGACUGCAGCCAUAUCGUUGCUUCUCAACCCCAUCAUUCUUUCUGCCCCAAAACUAAUGCAAGCACAAUUGAUUUCAAUGAUUUAUGAGGCCACCUUUUUGUGGGUGGAUAUGCGAAAUCGUAAGACAAAUCACAGACCUCUCAACUUCUUUCUCUCACUGUUUGAAAAAUCAGUAGCUUUAUACAUGAAGCAUAUGUCCCUGUUUCAAUUUGACUGUCGAUCUUCAUUUGUUAGUAAUUCUUCUACCAAAAGUGCAGAAGUGAAGGGCAUUCAUUCCCUUUUUGGAUCGUGUAUAUUAGCAAGCACAAGAAAGGAGAUCAAUAAUUUAAUUUUGAAGUUUGAGGAUUCAUCACAAUCUCACUUUCUUAAACUUUUUUUUGAAAUGAAAUCUGACCUGAUAAGUUCCUGUAUAACAUAUUUGAAAGAGAGUCGGUAUCUUCUAGACAAAUCCUGCCAAGAUGAGAUUAUAUCCACCUUAAGCUGCCUAAUUCUAAGAGCUUCGGACAGUUUCGAGGAGAAUGCAAUUGUGGAUGCAAGUCUGGAAGAUAUUUGUCUUCUGGUUUCUACACUGAAGUUAAUGAGCUCUUCCUUGUUGCAAGUUGUCUGGUGCCUCAGAUGCGACUUGAAUUCCGAUUGUCCAAAAACCUUGAAAGAUUUUUCAUCCUGUAGGGAAUACAAUUCUAUCUUGGGAAUAAUUGACUGUUUUAGAGAGCUCAGCAUAUACAGUUCAGUCCAAAAUUUAUCACGCCAAAUGAUGGAAAUAGACUCUGAGAAGCACAAAGUUUCCAAGAUGAUGUUUCUGCAUUUUUCAGGAUUGCUCUCAUUCAGUUUCUUUAAGAGGCUUGAUUGUUUAGCAAAAGGCUGCUUGUUUAAUAUUAUAGCUCUGCUGAAUUUAUUCAUCUUUGAAGAAGGUAAUUUGGAUAUACUGCAGUCACUAGUUGAUCCAACUCCAGACUCCUUUUCAUCUGGAUUAUCUGCUGUUAGAAUCCAGGAGGCUGUAGUGGACAAGAGAUCUAGCCUUGUGGUUGCAUCAAAGUUUCAGAAGGCAAGGACCCUGCGUUCAAGUUCAAGGAAGGGAGACAGCUCAGCGAUAAGCACCUCUGAGCUUGAUAACAAAGAAGAUGUUGAAGCAAUGGAAGAGGAGAUGGAGGAAACAACCAACGGGAAGAUAUUUCUUAAAUGCAGAUUGCAAGCUGGACAAGUCCCCGAUUUUGAUGACUUAGCUGAUUUUGUUGAGUGCAAGAAAGGAAAGGACUACUCUUCCUGGCUAAAGAAUCGCCAACAAUAUCGAAAGUUGAAAUGUGACAAGAUUGCACUGUUAAGGUGGAAAAAGAAGAAGAAAUGUUGGAAAGUCAUGAAAAGGAAUAAACCUUGAAUUAACUUGAAGAGUUUUCCUCGGAAAGAGAACUGGCGAGUUGAGCUUCAUUGCAUUGACCUGAACAUAUGUUAGGAUAUCGCCUGCUGGAUAUUGGCUGUAGAAUGAUGUUUUAACAAGGCUUUUCUCAGUGCAUGUAAGAAAAUUGCUUAAAGAAGGUAUCUGAUGUCUGCGGCCUCAUUUAAGUAGGGUGAAAUCUGAAGACUGAUGUGCUUGGAAGUCGGAUCCUAAAAGUUAAUGGAGCUUCUUUUUGUCCUUAUUAAGGCGAUGUAAUGGCCAUAGAAUCCAGGAAACUGCCUCUGCAACAUGAUUAAGUUGAUAGUACGUCUUGAUUGAGGUAUAGCAGAGUUUUAGCUUGCUGAACUUUAACUUGGAUCAAGAGCACCCCGAAGUUCUGAUAAAGGAGCUGGGAGGUGUUUACAGGAUCUUCAACCUGCUCUGUUCUUGCCUCCUAAUGCAGAAGCAACAUUGUGAGAAUGUUGAAUUCAUCUCUAUAUUUCCCUUUCUCGGUUGUUUCAUCAAGAGGGUAAACUGAGGAAAUUAUGAAUGUGUAUGGCUCUUCUAAAUUGACCAUAAGAGCUUGUAUUAUAGGAUCAUGCUUGAAAGGUGCAGAACUUCUGUAAUAUUCCACCAUCAUUGGUACUUUUGUUGUGUACAUUCAUGUAAAAUUUCUAUAAUUUUGGAAGGUGAGGUUCGAUUACCUUAGAGUAAUAUUCCUUUUUCUUUCCUACUGAUUCUGCCAUGUUAAGUUAAAGAGAUGGCAAAACAUUGGAACACUGAGUUUAAUGGCACUGCAGUUUUCAAUUAGGCCUGGUAAAA
This is a messenger RNA of Lycium barbarum (goji berry), 3324 nucleotides long. RefSeq lists its product as uncharacterized. Lineage: Eukaryota; Viridiplantae; Streptophyta; Magnoliopsida; Solanales; Solanaceae. The transcript is spliced from 6 exons. The coding region runs from base 199 to 2505 and encodes 768 amino acids. The record is from RefSeq and is a predicted model, not a curated record.